Molecule: messenger RNA, 3568 nt
Organism: Dama dama (fallow deer)
Lineage: Eukaryota; Metazoa; Chordata; Mammalia; Artiodactyla; Cervidae
Gene: SIMC1
Product: SUMO interacting motifs containing 1
Exons: 11
Coding region: 99-2996 (965 amino acids)
Source: RefSeq, a predicted model, not a curated record
UCUGGUCGCCGUCCGCCCCCAGCGCAGCAGCAGGAACCGAAGUCGCUGCCGCCUGGGUCGCUGGUCGCCCGCGCGCUGUCUCGGCCGGUCCCGCAGCCAUGGAGGACUUCAUCGUGAUCUCGGACGACAGCGACUCGGAGAGCUCCGGGGGAACCCGCUCGGGCCGGGCGCGGAGGCUCCGCCGGGCCCUGUCCCGGACCCCCGGCGCGCUGCCUCGCCGGACUGUGGAUAAGUUCCUCUUAGAAGUGAGAUUGCUGAGUCUAAAGGACGUCAUUGACUUAACUAGAGAGACCAGACCAAGGGCAAAGGAUCGCAGUGGACUCUGUGUGAUUGACCUGACAGGAUCUGAAGAAGAAAAUAGACCUAUUGCCACUCUUGACUUGACUCUAGAACCUGUUGCUCCUUCCCAGAAAGAGCCAGCCAGUCUUCAAGCAUGUGCCAGCCUCUCCAGCAAAGAGAUAACUGAAGGGUGGAUGGACAGAAGCUCUAGGCCUGCAGCACGGAGAAUCAUCAACAGUGAUCCUGUGGAUUUGGACCUUUUGGAAGAAACUGCAUUCGAAGGUCCCCAGCUGCCCAUGUCUACCAGUGGGGACUCUUUUUACCCAGUAGAGCCAAACUGUAGCUCAACCAUAUUCAAAGGUGACCUCAGCUUCUUGGCAAACCUACAACCCUCUUCAAAUAUUCACUCCCUCCCCCAAACCAGCAAUAAUAGUAGCAGUAGCAAUCAAAGGAUAGCCCUGCCAUGCCCACAGCAAGAUGUGCCAUACCCACCACAAGCCUUGCCAUGCCCACUGCGAGCCUCACCAUGUCCACCUCGAGCCUCCUCAUGCCCACCGCGAGCCUUGUCAUGCCCAUCACAAACCAUGCAGUACCAGCUACAAACUUUCCCUCGCCUGCCUCAAGAAGAGCCAUGUCCUCCUCAAGACAUGCCCUGCCCUCAGAAUGUGCCAGGCCCCCAGCAGGAUAUGCUAGGUCCACCUCAUGAUUCAUCAUGGCAUCCUCAGCGCUCAGCAAGCCCACCUCAACACUCACUGGGCCUACCUCAAGAUGUACCAGGUCCACCUCAGAAUACAUCAUGUCUGGAAGAUGUGGCCCAUCUGCAGGACAUGCCACAGUCCCUGGGAGACAUGCCACAGACACCACAAGAUACACCGCAGUCAUCAGGAGACAUGCCGCAGUCACCAAGAGACAUGCCCCCGUCCCUGGUCAGCAUGCUACAGCCACCAGCAGAUACAUCACAGUCACCCGUCAACACACCACCGUCACCAGGACAUGCGCCAGCGUUACCAGGAGAUGCACCACCGUCACUAGCAAGUGUACCACAUUCAUCUAGAGACGUCGCACGCUUAUCAGGAAACGUGCUGCAUUCACCUGGGGACAUGUCAUGCUUGUUGGAAGACAUGCCACCCACAGUUGGACCUCAUUUACCAAAAAUCAGGCCUGCCUCUCCCCAGAACCACAUACAGAACCAUGACACCCCUAUGGAUGUCUCGGCUCCAUCCUCUCCAAGCUCCUCUCCCAGCCCACAGUCCCCAGAGUUUGAGACUUCCUUAGAGAAAGUUCCUUGGAUCUCUGCCACAGAAAAUCCAGCCAGAAAAGAGAGAUCGUUGUCAGAGCCUGUCAACCCCGGGUGUGCCCUGAUGCAGGCACAGAUACCGCAAGGCGGGUUGUACAACAGACCAUGCCUACAUAGACUGAAGUACUUCUUACGCCCUCCGGUGCAUCACCUCUUCUUCCAGACACUAAUACCAGAUAAAGACACAAGAGAGAACAAGGGUCAAAAGUUAGAGCCUAUCCCUCACCGCAGAUUAAGGAUGGUAGCAAGCACCAUUGAGGAGAACUUCCCGCUGGGGACUGUGCAGUUCCUGAUGGACUUCGUAUCGCCCCAGCACUACCCGCCCCGAGAGAUUGUGGCUCACAUCAUCCAGAAAAUCCUGCUCAGUGGCUCCGAGACUGUGGGUGUGCUCAAGGAGGCCUACAUGCUUCUCAUGAAAAUCCAACAGCUACAUCCAGCUAAUGCCAAGACGGUGGAGUGGGACUGGAAGCUGCUCGCUUAUGUCAUGGAGGAAGAGGGACAAAACCUGCCCGGGCGAGUCUUCUUUCUGCGUUACGUCGUACAGACCCUGGAAGAUGAUUUCCAGCAGAUCCUGAGGCGGCAGCGACAGCACCUGCAGCAAGCCAUUGCAAGCACCGUGCUGUCCUGCGACAAGCAGCCCCACAAUGUCAGGGAUGUCAUCAAGUGGUUGAUCAGAGCAGUAACUGAAGACAGAUUAAUCCAGCCCCCAAAUGAGAAUCAGACCUCUCCAGGAAAAGGAAUCUUGAAGACCAGCAGUAGCCACCCUUCCUCCCAACCUAACCUGACAAAGAACGCCAAUCAGCUGAUUGUGUGCCAGCUCCAGAGGAUGCUGUCUAUUGCUGUCGAGGUGGACAGGACCCCCACGUGCAGCUCCAAUAAAAUUGCCGAAAUGAUGUUUGGGUUUGUGCUGGACAUUCCUGAGAGGAGUCAGAGAGAGAUGUUCUUUACUACCAUGGAAAGCCACCUUCUACGCUGCAAAGUGCUGGAAAUCAUAUUUCUCCACAGCUGUGAGACGCCCACCCGCCUCCCCUUGUCUCUGGCCCAGGCCCUCUAUUUCCUGAACAAUUCAACAUCACUGCUCAAGUGUCAGUCGGAUAAAACCCAGUGGCAGAAAUGGGAUGAGCUGGUCGAGCACCUGCAGUUUCUGUUGUCCAGUUACCAGCAUGUUUUAAGAGAGCACUUGCGGAGCUCAGUGAUUGACCGGAAAGACUUAAUAAUCAAAAGAAUCAAGCCCAAGCCCCAGCAGGGGGACGACAUCUCGGUGGUGGACGUGGAGAAGCAGAUCGAGGCCUUCCGCAGCCGCCUGGUCCACAUGCUGGGGGAGCCGCUCGUCCCGCAGCUGCAGGACAAGGUGCACCUCCUCAAGCUCCUGCUCUUCUUUGCCGCAGACCUGAACCCCGACUCGGAGGCCUCCCCGUAGGCCCGGAGCAGCCCAAGGCCGCCCGAGGCCCUCAACACCAAGAAUACCUCCUGAACUCCACCUCCAGCUGCUUGGAGGUCCCAGAAGCAUAGAAAGUAGUUUAAAAUCUAACAGGACCAAACCUACCUUAUUUAUCUGUAGGCUGUGAGAACUUUCUAACUCUUUAGUAAACAUCUUUUUUUUAACAACCCUGUCCUAGCCUCUUCUCAGAUAUGACUUAAAUACAUACAGUGUAUAUAUUUUUUAAUAAAUUAUUUAUGUAUACCUUUUUUGAAACAGGUAGUACUGUAUGCACUAUAUGUUUAACAUUUCCAUUCAGGAUGUGAAAAAAAGAAUCCUUGUGCUGAACAAAUUCUAGACGUCAAUGUUAUGUCAUUCAAGGUACUGAGAACCUGUUUCGAAAGAUGUUUGUCUCCCUAAUGGAAAACAAACAUCCCAUAUUGGACCUGUGAUAUUGCCUAUGAAUUUGUGGCCAGUCUAUUAAGACCUAAUGUAAUGAAGGGGGAUAGAAACAAAAAACUACUGAGUGUGCUGCAAAAAAAUUGAUGUUAAAAGGAUACAAUAAAAAGGCA